This is a messenger RNA of Spinacia oleracea (spinach), 1453 nucleotides long. RefSeq lists its product as uncharacterized. The transcript is spliced from 8 exons. NCBI's taxonomy places the organism in Eukaryota, Viridiplantae, Streptophyta, Magnoliopsida, Caryophyllales, Amaranthaceae. Gene Ontology annotation, cellular component: cytoplasm. The coding region runs from base 645 to 1349 and encodes 234 amino acids. The record is from RefSeq and is a predicted model, not a curated record. Gene Ontology annotation, molecular function: ubiquitin-protein transferase inhibitor activity.
GUUGAGAACAAAUUCCAAACAAAUUAAUCGAGAAUCAAAACUUCAGUCCCCGCUCAACUCCCUUUCUUCUUCCCUUGCUUUCCCAGCUGCUUCGUCCCCUCCAAAAAAGAAAACCUUUCCCUGUCAAGACAAAAAAGCUUUCCAUGCGUCGUCAAUCGGUGGUUCUGGUUCCUCGUCGGUGGUUUUGGCCUCCUCGCCAGUCGCCGGUAGUUCUGGUCUCUUUUCUCGCCUCCUCUCCACCUGUUAGCUUGCUCGGCCGGUAGUUCCAAGAAAGAAGUAAGCUUGCUCGGCCGGUGGUUCUCCGUCAAUCUCCUCCCCGCGGCAAGUUGGUUGUAGGUAUGCUCGUGAAGAGACGAGACAUGAUAAUGGAUCACUGCCGAUUUAGGACUACAACAUAGAGCUGGCGAAUCAAAGAGGACAGAAGGUUAAAUUGGAGUCUGAGUCUGAGCAAAGGUUGGUUUUCCUGGGAAAAUAUUCAUUCAAUUGAGAAACAAACACUGUGUUCUUCUUCAAUGGGAAGGUGGAAAAUCGGACUCCAGAUGUCUACAAGGAGAUACAGACUUGGAUCAUGAAGAGGUUUCAUGCCAAUCCAAACACAAACAUUGAACUGAAAUAUCUGUCGGAGCUGUCUAUUGGGGAUAUAGAUGCAAGAUGCUGACAAGGCAGAGCAAACAGACUCUUUAAUUGAAAAGUUGUAUCAGUUAGAACAUAAGCAAUCCUCUGUACAAUUAGUUCCAAGAGCCAACGUGUCAGCAGCGGCAGUGCCUUACAUUCUCCGCAACCCUACAUUCUUCGCACAGAUAAUAACAACAUCAACAAUGUCAGCAGCAGUGGAGCAAACUCCGCAACCCUACAUUCUUCGCCUUCAACAAUCCCUUGUCUCCUGCUCCAAGAUAUACAGUUGGAAAACAUGGGAAUUCCAGGCAAUUCUGCAAGCAAAGAAGAACAAGGUGAUGAGGCGACAAACCACCUUUGCUUUCCAUCAUGGAUCACAUCCAUGGAGCAGAAACCGGUUUUUGAUUUGGAUGGCUAUUGUCGAUGCCCUUUCAUUUGAGUUGCCCAAAGUUAUUGCCAAGUUUGCAGGAGUGUCCGAGAGGUGCCGUGGGAUCGUUGAAACUAUUAUUGCUCAUUUCUUGACAAAAUGUAGCCCACGGGACAUGAUUUCAGUAUUCUCCGAGGUAUAUACUCCGAGGAAUGCGCCUUAUGCUAGUGAGGAAAUUGAUGUGGUUCGUGAGAAAUUGGCUAAAUUUUUACCAGCAAGUAUUUAUUAUUGGCCCGAGCGCGCUUGGUCGAGUUGUUUGAUAUUAAAAUGUAUGCGUACGUUGAAAUUGGAACGUACAAAUAUUUAAAUAUAGUACAUGCACUUUGGUUUUGGGGUAUAUUAAAUAUAAAAAACAACAGUUAUUGUUUUUAUAUUUGUUAUACAGGUUGCGAUAUUCUAUUAUUGUUGUGA